Messenger RNA from Acanthisitta chloris (rifleman), 1704 nucleotides. RefSeq names its product solute carrier family 1 (glial high affinity glutamate transporter), member 2 (gene SLC1A2). Gene Ontology annotation, cellular component: plasma membrane. NCBI's taxonomy places the organism in Eukaryota, Metazoa, Chordata, Aves, Passeriformes, Acanthisittidae. Bases 4 to 1704 code for a protein of 566 amino acids. Gene Ontology annotation, biological process: L-glutamate transmembrane transport. The transcript has 10 exons. Gene Ontology annotation, molecular function: neutral L-amino acid transmembrane transporter activity; L-glutamate transmembrane transporter activity; glutamate:sodium symporter activity. The record is from RefSeq and is a predicted model, not a curated record.
AAUAUGCCUAAGCAAGUAGAAGUCCGGAUGCAUGAAAGCCAUUUAAAUCCAGUGGAGCACAGAUCCGGGAACAUAUGUGUGCAGUUCUGCCGGUCGCUCCACAAGAAUCUGCUCCUGACUCUUACUGUGUUUGGUGUCAUCCUGGGUGCAGUGUGUGGGGGUCUUCUUCGUCUAGCAACACCUAUUGACCCUGACAUCAUCAUGCUAAUAGCCUUCCCAGGAGAUAUACUUAUGCGGAUGCUAAAAAUGCUGAUCCUCCCUUUAAUUAUCUCCAGUUUAAUCACAGGACUGUCUGGUUUAGAUGCUAAAGCAAGUGGCCGAUUGGGCACAAGAGCCAUGGUCUACUACAUGUCCACCACUAUUAUUGCUGCUGUGCUGGGUGUGAUUUUGGUUUUAGCCAUCCAUCCUGGGAAUCCAAAACUCAAGAAACAGCUUGGUCAAGGGAAGAAGAACGAUGAAGUAUCUAGCCUGGAUGCUUUCUUGGAUUUGAUCCGAAACUUGUUCCCUGAAAAUCUAGUUCAAGCAUGCUUUCAGCAGAUCCAAACUGUCACCAAGAAAGUGCUGGUGCCAAUACCCGUUGAAGAGCCAUCUAAUGUCACCGAUUCUGCUAUCGCCAUGGUGAAUGAGUCAAUGCGUGAAGCACCACCUGAAGCCCAAAUGGUCAUCAAGAAGGGACUUGAAUUUAAGGAUGGCAUGAAUGUCUUGGGUUUGAUAGGAUUCUUUAUUGCUUUUGGCAUUGCUAUGGGGAAAAUGGGAGAACAGGCCAAGAUGAUGGUGGAUUUCUUCAACAUCCUGAAUGAGAUUGUCAUGAAGUUAGUAACUAUGAUCAUGUGGUAUUCCCCUCUGGGUAUUGCUUGCCUCAUCUGUGGAAAAAUCAUUGCAAUCAAGGACUUAGAAGUAGUUGCUAGACAACUUGGCAUGUACAUGGUCACUGUGAUUGUGGGUCUUCUCAUCCAUGGAGGGAUCUUCCUGCCUCUGCUCUACUUUGUGAUAACAAGGAAAAGCCCAUUUUCAUUCCUUGCUGGGAUUUUCCAGGCAUGGAUCACAGCACUAGGCACAGCUUCCAGUGCUGGAACAUUGCCUGUCACAUUCCGGUGUCUUGAAGAAAAUCUUGGCAUCGAUAAGCGUGUAACAAGGUUUGUUCUUCCUGUUGGAGCAACGAUCAACAUGGAUGGAACUGCCCUUUAUGAAGCUGUGGCUGCCAUCUUCAUUGCACAGAUGAAUGGAAUUGACCUGGAUGGAGGCCAGAUAGUUACUGUGAGUUUGACCGCCACUCUUGCAAGUGUUGGAGCUGCCAGUAUUCCCAGCGCAGGACUUGUCACUAUGCUUCUGAUCCUUACUGCAGUGGGUCUCCCUACCCAGGACAUCAGUCUGCUUGUUGCUGUUGACUGGCUUUUGGACCGGAUGAGAACGUCAGUCAAUGUAGUGGGGGAUUCUUUUGGUGCUGGCAUUGUCUACCACCUUUCCAAGGCAGAACUCGACACCAUUGAUUCCCAUCAUAAAGGGCAUGAAGACAUUGAAAUGACCAAGACUCAGUCAAUCUAUGACGACAUGAAAAAUCAUAGGGAAAACAACUCAAACCAAUGUGUUUUUGCAGCUCACAACUCAGUCAUGGUAGAUGAGUGCAAGGUAACACUGGCAACCAAUGGCAAAUCUGCAGACUUCAGUGUUGUUGAAGAAGAGCCUUGGAAACGUGAAAAAUAA